Messenger RNA from Thlaspi arvense, 1362 nucleotides. Lineage: Eukaryota; Viridiplantae; Streptophyta; Magnoliopsida; Brassicales; Brassicaceae. The record is from the annotation of a GenBank genome assembly.
AUGGUUAAGAUUAAGGUAAUAUCGAGAUCGGUUGAUGAAUACACUCGAGAAAGAAGUCAGGAUCUUCAGCGGGUCUUUCACAACUUCGACCCAAGUCUCCGGCCGAUGGAGAAGGCGGUGGAAUACCAGAGGGCUCUUACAUCUGCCAAAUUAGAGAAGAUAUUCGCAAGGCCGUUUGUAGGCGCCAUGGAUGGUCAUCGCGAUGGAAUCUCAUGUAUGGCGAAGAACCCAAAUUACUUGAAAGGAAUCUUCUCUGCUUCUAUGGAUGGAGAUAUUCGCCUUUGGGAUAUCGCUACGAGGAGAACAGUUUGCCAGUUUCCUGGUCAUCGAGGGUCCGUGCGUGGUCUUACAGUGUCAACUGAUGGCAAUGUGUUGGUUUCUUGCGGGACUGAUAGCACUGUUCGUCUGUGGAAUGUUCCUCGUCCUUCGCUUGAAGAUUCAGACACGUCAUCUGAAAAAUCUAUUGAGCCAUCUGCGGUAUAUGUCGGGAAGAAUGCGUUCUGGGCUGUUGAUCAUCAGUUUGAAAGGGACCUUUUUGCAACGACCGGAGCUCAACUGGAUAUAUGGAAUCAUAAUAGGUCUCAGCCAGUUCAGAGCUACCAGUGGGGGACUGACACUGUAAUAUCUGUCCGGUUUAAUCCUGGAGAGCCUGAUAUAUUGGCGGCAUCUGCUGGCGAUCGCAGCAUUACCAUUUAUGAUCUCCGCAUGUCUAUUCCAGCAAGGAAAAUUAUCAUGAUGACAAAAACGAAUUCAAUCGCAUGGAAUCCUAUGGAGCCUAUGAACCUGACAGCUGCUAAUGAAGAUGGCAACUGCUAUAGCUUUGAUGGUAGAAAGAUGGACGAAGCCAAGUGUGUGCAUAAAGAUCAUGUUUCUGCAGUGAUGGAUAUUGAUUUUUCACCAACUGGUCGUGAAUUUGUUACGGGUUCUUAUGAUCGAUCCGUGAGAAUCUUCCCAUACAACGGAGGACACAGCAGGGAAAUCUACCAUACAAAGAGGAUGCAGAGAGUAUUCUGCGUCAAGUACAGCUGUGAUGCAACCUACGUACUAUCAGGCAGUGAUGACACUAAUAUCAGGCUAUGGAAGGCCAAAGCAUCAGAGCAACUGGGAGUUAUUCUGCCAAGGGAACAGAGGAAGCAUGAGUACAACGAGGCUGUGAAGAAUCGGUACAAGCAUCUUCCUGAGAUCAAGCGAAUUGUCAGACACAGACACUUGCCGAAACCUAUACACAAAGCAACAUUAGAAAGCCGAGCAAUGAACGAUGCGAAGAGGAAGAAAGAUGCGAAGAGGAAAGCUCACAGUGCUCCAGGAUCAGUUGUCACUGUACCUCUGCGCAAAAGAAGGAUCAUCAAAGAAGUGGAGUGA